Cordyceps fumosorosea ARSEF 2679 is the source of this 495-nucleotide messenger RNA. RefSeq names its product cyclophilin C. The coding region runs from base 1 to 495 and encodes 164 amino acids. Gene Ontology annotation, molecular function: peptidyl-prolyl cis-trans isomerase activity. Gene Ontology annotation, cellular component: catalytic step 2 spliceosome. The transcript has 2 exons. The record is from RefSeq and is a predicted model, not a curated record. Gene Ontology annotation, biological process: protein peptidyl-prolyl isomerization; protein folding. Lineage: Eukaryota; Fungi; Ascomycota; Sordariomycetes; Hypocreales; Cordycipitaceae.
AUGACGACGAAUGUAAUACUUGAGACCACUAUGGGCUCCAUCACACUGGAGCUGUACACCGAGCACGCGCCCAAGACGUGCGCCAACUUUACCGCCCUCGCGCGCCGCGGCUACUACUCCGGCACCAUCUUCCACCGCGUCAUCCCCAACUUCAUGAUCCAGGGCGGCGACCCGACCGGCACCGGCCGCGGCGGCUCGUCCAUCUACGGCGACGCCUUCGCCGACGAGAUCAGCCCCGCGCUGCGGCAUGCCGGCGCCGGUAUCCUCAGCAUGGCCAACUCGGGGCCCAACACCAACGGCUCCCAGUUCUUCGUCACACUCGCGCCCACGCCGUGGCUGGACGGUAAGCACACCAUCUUUGGCCGCGUGGCGCGGGGCCUGGCCACGGUGAAGCGCCUGGGCAUGGUGCCGACCGGCGCCGAGGACCGUCCGGUCGAGGAUGUCAAGAUUGUGUCGGCGAGAGUGGUGGAAGGGUCAGAGGAGGAGCGGGUCUGA